GACACGCUAUGCGGGUUGCGGGGCCUGGGGGCCGGACGGCUGUUUCCUGUCCUGGUGCAUGGUGGUCGGACGAAGGAAUUGUUGGAAAAUUUUCUCGGAGGUAAAAGAUGUUGUUAGCCCAAAUAAAUCGAGAUUCUCAGGGAAUGACAGAGUUUCCUGGAGGAGGAAUGGAGGCUCAACAUGUUACCCUGUGUCUGACAGAGGCAGUAACUGUGGCAGAUGGUGACAAUUUAGAAAAUAUGGAAGGUGUAAGCUUGCAAGCAGUAACACUUGCAGAUGGUUCUACCGCUUAUAUACAACACAAUUCUAAAGAUGGAAAACUAAUAGAUGGCCAGGUCAUUCAGUUGGAAGAUGGUUCUGCUGCCUAUGUUCAACAUGUACCCAUACCUAAAAGUAGGGACAGUUUACGUCUAGAGGAUGGUCAAGCAGUGCAGUUAGAAGAUGGAACCACAGCGUUUAUUCACCAUACCUCCAAAGAUAGUUAUGACCAGAGCGCAUUACAGGCGGUUCAGUUGGAAGAUGGCACCACUGCUUAUAUCCAUCAUGCAGUGCAAGUCCCACAGUCUGACACCAUCUUGGCAAUUCAGGCUGAUGGCACAGUGGCAGGUCUGCACACUGGGGAUGCCGCAAUUGACCCCGACACCAUCAGUGCUUUGGAACAAUAUGCAGCAAAGGUAUCCAUUGAUGGAAGUGAAAGUGUAACAGGUACUGGAAUGAUUGGAGAAAAUGAACAAGAGAAAAAAAUGCAGAUUGUCUUACAAGGACAUGCAACAAGAGUGACUGCUAAAUCUCAGCAGAGUGGAGAGAAAGCAUUUCGAUGUGAAUAUGAUGGAUGUGGAAAAUUAUAUACAACAGCUCAUCAUCUUAAGGUCCAUGAGAGGUCACACACAGGAGACCGGCCUUAUCAGUGUGAGCACCAAGGCUGUGGGAAAGCAUUUGCAACAGGUUAUGGAUUAAAAAGUCAUGUCAGAACUCAUACGGGAGAAAAGCCAUAUCGAUGUUCAGAAGAUAAUUGUACUAAAUCUUUCAAAACUUCAGGAGAUCUACAGAAACAUAUCAGAACUCAUACAGGAGAAAGGCCCUUUAAGUGUCCCUUCGAAGGCUGUGGUCGGUCCUUUACAACAUCAAAUAUCAGAAAAGUGCAUGUUAGGACACACACGGGAGAAAGACCUUAUUACUGCACAGAGCCAGGAUGUGGGAGGGCAUUUGCCAGUGCAACCAAUUAUAAAAACCACGUGAGGAUACACACAGGGGAAAAGCCAUAUGUUUGUACAGUUCCUGGGUGUGACAAAAGGUUUACAGAAUAUUCCAGUUUGUACAAACAUCAUGUUGUCCACACUCACUCCAAACCAUACAACUGUAACCACUGUGGGAAGACAUACAAGCAGAUCUCGACGCUGGCCAUGCACAAACGGACAGCCCACAAUGACACUGAGCCCAUCGAGGAGGAGCAGGAAGCCUUCUUUGAGCCUCCCCCAGGUGAAGAUGCUUCAGGAGGAAUAUGGAAAGAGUCCAUGGAAUAUAAAAUGGGAAAUGAGUUUAAUUCUUCGUGUGUGGGGGUUUUUUGUUUUGUUUUAUUUAAGGUUGCAAUUGUGGCUCAAGAUUUAGCAGCGUUCCAUACUGCCUCAUCUGAAAUGGGGCACCAGCAGCAUAGCCAUCACUUAGUAACCACAGAAACCAGACCUCUGACCUUAGUGGCCACAUCCAAUGGCACCCAGAUUGCAGUUCAGCUUGGAGAACAGCCAUCUCUGGAAGAAGCCAUCAGAAUAGCAUCUAGGAUCCAACAAGGAGAAACGCCAGGGUUGGAUGAUUAAUCCUUAGAACGGUGGAGCAGUAAAGCAGAAGGAGCCUUUCGUCUCUGGCAGCAGAAAUCCAUGAAGCCCGGGCCCAGGAAGAUUAGAAGUUUUCCAUUCCUGUUACACUGUACACAUUUUUAUGCAAGAGUGGAGAACAUUUUAUUCUUGACACUUUUGUGUAUAUAAUUCUUGGAAUAGAUUCCCAAACUGAUUAAUUGUGUACAAGGAAGUAUGAAAUUAGGGCAAUACAGUAAAUUUUCAUGUUACUCUUAUCAGAUUGCAAACUCCUAGAGUCUACAUGAAAGACUAGUGAAGUCUUAUGCAGUCUUAUGAUGGAUUUUUAACUUACUGUGAAAAAAAAAUAAAGGCUGUAUCUAAAAUGUCAAAGGUUCUAUAUGUCAAACAAUCAUAAUUCCAAAAGCCAUCAUGGAUAAUAAAGGAUGUAAAGCCUUCAGAUAUUUCCCC
Molecule: messenger RNA, 2261 nt
Organism: Propithecus coquereli (Coquerel's sifaka)
Lineage: Eukaryota; Metazoa; Chordata; Mammalia; Primates; Indriidae
Gene: ZNF143
Product: zinc finger protein 143
Exons: 15
Coding region: 108-1814 (568 amino acids)
Biological process (GO): regulation of transcription by RNA polymerase II; central nervous system development
Cellular component (GO): nucleus
Molecular function (GO): DNA-binding transcription factor activity, RNA polymerase II-specific; RNA polymerase II cis-regulatory region sequence-specific DNA binding
Source: RefSeq, a predicted model, not a curated record